Messenger RNA from Paralichthys olivaceus (Japanese flounder), 6195 nucleotides. The record is from RefSeq and is a predicted model, not a curated record. Lineage: Eukaryota; Metazoa; Chordata; Actinopteri; Pleuronectiformes; Paralichthyidae.
GGGGGAGAGGAAGAGGAGACCAGUGACUGAGGCAGAGGAGACAAGUGCAGGAGGCUGUCGGCGCAGAGGAGACUCUCUCCGCGUAAAUAAGAAGCACAGCAGACGCAUCGCUCCUCCUGACGCAGGGGAGCGGAGGAGCUACACAACAACCACAGGCUCCGAGCUUCGAGGGGAAAAACAAGAUUGAAGAAAAGCUGAGAAGAAAAGGAACAAGGCGACUGUAACCAGGCAGGAGCAGGAGAGAGGGGGGGAUUCGGGUUUCUCUGUUGUGUGUGGUGUGUGUUUGUGUGUGUGUGUUUGUGUGUGUGCGUAGUCGUCCUCACACAGUGUGACUGAGCAAAGAGGAGGGGCGUCGUCGUACUCAGGGGGACAGACCUUUGUGUCACACACAGAUGAUGGAGAGGAGGAUGGACACAGCUCUGCUGGUGCUGUUAAUGGGACACCUCGCCGCGGCGCUGGAGGUCCCACUAGACCUUCUGGAAGGAUUGCCACAGCCACCGACCAUAACUCACCAAUCCCCCAAGGAUUACAUCAUUGACCCACGGGAGAACAUUAUAAUCCACUGUGAGGCGAAGGGGAAGCCUCAUCCCAGUUUCUCUUGGACGAGAAAUGGGACGCAUUUCGACAUCGACGAGGACGCCAACGUGGUCAUGAGGCCCCACUCUGGGACACUGGUGGUGGACAUCAGCAGAGAGAAGGCUGAUCACUAUGAGGGGGUGUACCAGUGCACGGCGAGAAACAAACAUGGAACUGCUGUUUCCCACAACAUAGUCGUACGACAGUCCAGAUCCCCCUUGUGGUCAAAGGAGAGGAUCAAGCCAAUCGUGGUUCAGGAGGGCGUGUCCUUGGUGCUGCCGUGUCGACCCCCUGCUGGCCUGCCCCCUCCCAUCAUAUUCUGGAUGGACAAUAACUUCCAGAGGCUGCCUCAGAGCAGCAGGGUGUCCCAGUCCUUGAAUGGAGACCUCUACUUCUCUAACGUUCUCCGAGAGGAUUCCAGGAACGACUACAUCUGCUACGCCCGCUUCCCACACACACAGACCAUCCAGCAGAAACAGCCCAUCACCGUCAAGGUCCUCAACCUGGAAGCAAUCAAUGAUACAAUGGCAGCUUUUUACAAUGACACUGAUUUGUUUAGUGAAGACCCAGUGGAUGACAGGAAGCCGACCUUCCUCAUCCCAUCUGGUUCCUCCAGCUCGAAGACGGUGUUGAGAGGACAGGUGCUGGAGAUGGAGUGUAUCGCAGAUGGGCUGCCCACCCCGGAAAUCUCCUGGACCAAAGUGAGCGGCGAUCUCCCGGCCCAACGCAUGUCCUACCUGUACUACCAGAAGAAUCUGCGCAUCGUGAACGUGUCGGAAUCGGACGCAGGAGAUUACCGCUGCUCCGCCAGUAACCGGCUCGGCUCCGUGCACCAUACCAUCCACGUCUCUGUCAAAGCGGCUCCAUAUUGGAUCAGCAGCCCUCCCAGGAACCUUGUCCUGGCUCCGGGAGAGAACGGCGUGCUGACCUGCAGGGCCAGUGGCACGCCCAAGCCGUCCAUCGCCUGGGCGAUGAAUGGCAUCCCCAUAGAGAAUUCUCCUAAGGAUCUGAGCAGAAAGGUGGAAGACGACACCAUUAUCUUCACUGACAUACAGAUUGGAUCCAGCGCCGUCUAUCAGUGUAACGUCUCCAAUGGCCACGGUUACCUCCUGGCCAACGCCUUUGUCAAUGUCCUCUCGGAGCCACCCAGAGUGCUGACACCGGCCAACAAGGUCUACCAGGUCAUCAAAAACCACCGGGCUCGGAUAGACUGCACUUUCUUUGGGUCCCCCAUCCCUAAAAUUACAUGGUUCAAAGACAGCCGCUCCAGCACCCUGGACGGAGAUCCUUACAUCCAGCAUGACAACGGCACUUUAGAGAUUCACACAGCUCAGGCCAGAAACAGCGGCAAAUACACCUGCGCCGCCAGAAACAUGCUGGGUAUCUAUGAGAAUCAUGUCUACCUGGAGGUCAAAGAGCCCACCCGCAUCCUGAAGCAGCCCGAGUACAAGGUGGUCCAGAGGGGCAGGUCGGUGGUGUUUGAGUGUAAAGUGAAACAUGACCCGUCACUCGUCCCCACCAUGACCUGGCUCAAAGACGACGGAGAGCUGCCUGAUGAUGAGAGAUUAAUCGUAGACGCUGACAGCCUCACCAUCACUGAUGUGACAGAGAGCGACGCGGGCGUGUACACCUGCAUCAUGAACACAACUCUGGACCACGACUCAGCCAGCGCAGAGCUCACUGUUGUUGAGGCCACACCAACUCCAGCUGUUGUCUACGAACGACCUGACCCCCCAACUGACCUGGAGCUGACGGACCAGAAAAAGAGAAGUGUGCAGCUCACAUGGACCCCCGGGGAUGAACAUAACAGUCCAAUUCAGAAAUUUCUCAUCCAGUAUGAAGACUCGCUGCACCACCGAGGUCACUGGCACAACCUCACCGAGGUCCCUGGAACCAGGACGACUGCUCACCUCAGAUUGUCUCCCUACAUCCACUACACCUUCAGGGUUUUGGCUCUCAAUGCCAUGGGCUUCAGUCGGCCCAGCUUCCCCUCCAGGAUGUUUAAGACAGAACCUGCAGCUCCAGACGAGAACCCUAAAGAUGUUGAGGGAUUUGGAACAGAGCAUGACAAUCUUGUAAUCUCAUGGAAGCCGCUGACAGGGCUCCAGUCUAAUGGCCCAGGGCUUCGUUAUCGAGUAAUGUGGAGGCAGAAGGCAGUGGACAGUGAUUGGACCACAGUGACUGUGUCCAACAACUCUAGGUUCGUCGUGUCUGGAACGCCCACGUUCGUACCGUACGAGCUAAAAGUUCAGGCUGUGAACGACCACGGAGUUGGACCUGAGCCUGCUAUCGCCCGCGGCUACUCAGGAGAGGACUUGCCGGUAGCAGCUCCAGAAAACGUUCAGGCGGUGGUGCUGAACAGCACUCUGGCAGAGGUGCACUGGGAUCCUGUGCCUCAUAAAUUAAUACGUGGGCAUCUCAAAGGAUACAAGGUGUACUACUGGAAAGAGCGCAGUCUCCACAAACACAACCCCUACCACAUGGAGAAGCUGAUCCUGACGUUCAGUGGGAACCACAGCCACGGCAUGGUGCCUGGUCUGCACCCCUUCAGCCUGUACUCCUUCAAUGUCAGAGUGUAUAACGGCAAAGGAGAGGGUCCUGUGAGCCCCACCCAGCAAUUUGAAACACCAGAGGGAGUACCUGGAGCUCCCACUUCCCUGAUAGUCACCAACUCAAACCUGGACACUCUAACCCUUGAAUGGAGUCCUCCUCAUGAUCGUAACGGACGCAUCACUGGCUACACUCUCAAAUAUCAGCCAGUCAAUAACUCCAAUGAGCUGGGCCCAGUGGAGGAGCUGGCCCUGCUCGCCAAUGAGACCUCAGUCACUUUGCCCAACCUCAAGUACAGCACACGCUACAAGUUUUAUUUGAAUGCCAAAACAGUCAGGGGAGCGGGCCCAGCCAUUUCUCAAGAGGCUAUCACCAUCAUGGAUGAAGCUCUAAUGUCACUGCUUGACGUAGAUGUGGGCGAAGAAGGCACCCAAACCUCUCAUCCCAUUGCUCAGCUUCCUCCACGCCGUCCCCCCCACAAGGCACCGCCAGUGAGUUCUUUCGGGAACGUUAGUUCCUCGGUUGGAGAGGAUGGGGCCCUCAUCAGUUGGGAGUACUGGGGCCCGGAGAAAAACGUUUAUGUAGAGUACACUGUAGAAAACAGUGAAGGUGAAGAGGAAUGGCAGAAAGAGCAGGUGAACGGCUCUCAGAACGUUGUGCUGAAGGGCUUAAAGGGGGGCCUCUCCUAUAGGGUGCGCUUGGUGGCCAAAGGUCACAACGACCAGCCGCCCCACCACUCUGAAGAGCUGUUGGUCACGGUACCAGCUGUGGCGAGCAGACAGGUGGACAUCGCCACUCAGGGAUGGUUCAUUGGCCUCAUGUGUGCCAUCGCUCUGCUCAUCCUGAUCCUCCUCAUUAUCUGCUUCAUCCAGAGGAAUAAAGGAGGGAAAUACCCCGUCAAAGAGAAGGAGGACGCACACACAGACCCAGAGUUCCAGCCCAUGAAAGAAGACGACUGCACUUUUGGGGAAUACAGUGACAAUGAGGACCAUAAGCCGUUAAAAGGGAGCCGCACGCCGUCUAACGGGACAGUUAAGCGGGACGACAGUGACGACAGUUUAGUUGACUACGGGGAAGGAGGAGACGGACAGUUCAACGAGGACGGCUCGUUUAUCGGCCAGUAUAGCGGGAAGAGCGGCAGCAGGGACACGGCUGAGGGCCAUGAGAGCUCUGAGGCCCCGUCCCCCAUUAACGCCAUGAACUCCUUGAACUCAUUUGUGUAGCCAGUCGGUCCUCGCACACCAGUAUGAGGCGCUCGGCCCCCCAGGUCUCUCUUUAGAGUGCUGACCCCAACACUGCAUGGCUUUAUGAUCACAAGUCCACACAUGACUCAGCAAAUACACACAACUCAUCAGAGACUUUAUCUCUUCACUUGGAAAUCUUUAUAGAGAGGCUUGGAAACUCUUAUCUCAGUAUAUAAGAAGUAGCUCAACCAGUCGUAUGAUUUUAACAGUGCAUGAAAUAGGCCUACUUGAUAUCAUUAUCUAAAUCCAUAUUUAAAUUAACACUUUGAUAUUAACAAGCAUUGCAUUUUGUUUCUUUGUUUUUGUGGUGUACCUGGACUAUGCAGUGGUCGUCUGAACUAUAUUUGUUUCUGUUUUUUGUUCUUAUAUUAUCGACUAUGUUCAAAUAGUAAUCAGUGUCCAUGUAUUUUGUUUUCCAACACAGAAGCUUGUACAGGAAUCUGUAUUUAAUAAUGUAAUUAGCUUGUGUAAUUCCAUCAUGCAUUUAUACAGUGCACACAGUAGCUCAUGUACAGUGUAUAUAUACUGUAUAUAAAUAUAAAGUGAACUAAUAUUGGGGGGCAGUGCACACAGCAUGCAUCGACACGUUUCCAUCUGUCCCCGCUCUGUGGAAACAUCCACCUGCACCUGUGACGGAGGGGAACUGAAAUGCUGCAUGGCAUGUCACAUGACCUUUGACCCGCAUGUGACCUUGUCUGUAUUGAGCUUGAGAUCUGGAGGCCAGGGGGGGGGGAGUCGCUGAGGGUGCGACCGCUUUGCCUCGGCCCCUGCAAUGCUCCUUCAGCAGGUAGUGCCUUUUCAUCAAAAACAGUAGUUCUGAGUCUGAAGUUUCUUUCCAGAGAUCAGUGAUUGGAACAGAGACUGUGGUGGGACGGCUGAGGUCACGUCCAAGAAAGGAGGAGAUAAGUUUAAGAGGACGACCCUACGGAGGGAGGAAUUAUUCAUAACCUCCAUCUCUUUUUUUCUUUUGAAAGACUCCUCGCUACACAUUGAGACACAGGACUGGAUUUGAUUCCUCCAAGAAGCUAAAACAUUGAAACCACUUUGGUAUAUUAAGUCUGCCGCCGUUAUGUAAAGGACCUGAUUGUAUCUGCAGUGUAUGAAUGUAUGGGUGUGUGUGUGUGUGCGUGUGUGUGUGUGCGCAGAGACAUUAUUCAUUUCACAUUUGACAAAAACUGUUGACGUGUUCUAACCACACUUGAGGGCCUUUGGAUGGGAUCAAGAUUUCUUUUCUCUUAACUUGCAUCAAGUUUUUUUUUUUAAAGACGUGUAGAGUAUUUGUUGAAUUUGUAAAUACCUGAACUGAUUGUACAGGGACAAGCAGCUUAUGAGGCGGCCUGUGAAGGCAAUAUUGUGCAUGGUAUGGUUUAACUUGUCGAUAGGACUGUAUUAAAUAUAGACUACUCCCUAGAGAAUAUCUAUAUACAUUUUGUUUUUCUUGCUGUGCACAGUGUACGUUGUACUGUAACUAACUGGACAGAGAAAUGCAUACACAUUUGAAUUCUGAUUGUUUUUCUGGUUUGCUUGUCAGCGAGUUAUGUAACUUUGACAUUGUACAACAACCUCAAGGGUGAAGCGACAAUAUUAACUGAUGCACACAAUGAUAUUCCUCUGAUUUGUAUUGGUUCUAUACGCAGUACCUAUAUAUAUAUACUGCCAAAAUGAUGCUUCUUUCUGACAGUAUUGCAAAUGGUUUUGUAUUUAAGAAACAGAUUUCUACUAACAGAUACUUUCUUUGUCUCUAUUUAAGUUGAUCCUUUUAGUGCAAGUAUGGAAUUCAAGCUACUGGAAAUAUAAUGAAUGAAUAAAUAAUUAUCUGCUUUUG